AUGUUAAGAACAUCUGAUGUUUGUCAUGCUGGCGGCCCUAAAUGUUGCUUCAGAAUCUGAAACGGACUGAUAGAGUUGAACUGGAGCCGCUCGCUGGUCUCUUAUCAGCAGCAUUGACUUUCAAUGAGUCAGUGAUCAAUAAGAGCUUAAUAAAAGCCAGAGUCAGAAGAGCAACAUCAGAGCUGCUUCCUGCCGUCUCAACACGACAAACCGUUGAUCUGAGGCCUGCAGCAGCUGAAUUGGACUCAAUCUGUCACGAUGUCCCGGCACCUGUCGUCUGUGGAGAUCCUCCUUUCCAUCAUUUCAUCCCUUCUCCUUGUCUGUUGCAUUGGCCUGAGUGUCGUUUCUUGGAUUAGCCUGACGCAUAAAGGUGCUGAGGAACCGUUGCAGCUUUCUGGUCGGAUCGUGAUCACAGCAGGAGUUGAGUUUUCUGACGAGCUGAGAAACUCCAGCAGUAAGCAAUUUAAAUCCCUGGCAUUUGACCUUCAGCAACUGGUGUCUGAGGCAUUCACUUUCAGCGACCUGCUGCGGUUCUACAGAUUCUGUCAGGUUCAACACUUCAGUCCUGGCAGUGUGGUCGUGACCUUUGACCUAUGGUUCAGUCAGCUGAUUGACAUGAAAGAAGUGGAGCAGCAGCUCAAGGCGGGUCUUCAGAUAACAGGGGGAGGGGCAUUGGUGAUUGAUAUCAACAGCAUCCAGAUCACAGAGAAACUUGAACAGACGACACCUGUAGCCACAACAGUCACAUCUACAGCAGUUACUUGUCCUCCUGGUCAGACAACCUGUUCUGAUGGGUCAAUGUGUGUUCCGACUGCUUGGCUCUGUGAUGGAGUCUCCCACUGUUCGGACUCCUCUGAUGAAGCUUCCUUUUCCUGCGGAACAGCAUGCGAUGGACAAUUUGUGCUGGAGGGAUCAAAUGGAUCUUUUACAUCAUCAGAGUCCGAGACCUACAACAGCAGCAUCUUCUGCCGCUGGAUUAUCAGGGUCAACAGGGGACUUUCCGUUAAGCUUAACUUCCAUCAGUUUGAGACUGAAGCGAAUGUUGAUGCCCUGAGGCUGUAUGAAGGAGUUGGACAAAACAGAGUUCUAAGAGCUGAACUCUCAGGCUCCGCCCCUCCUGGUACUGUGUGGCUGCUGACCGACCAAUCAACUGUGGAGUUUACAUCUGAUGAUUUCAACAGUCUAUCAGGGUUCAAAGCUACCUACAGAGCAGCCGACACCUCAGAACUGUCAAACCAGGAGAAGCUCAGCUGCAGCUUUGAGGAUGGUGUGUGUUUCUGGAGGCAGCAGCAGGAUGAUGAAGGUGACUGGAUCAGAGCUAGUGGUUCCACCUAUCCUCCGUCAACAGGCCCAAGUGCUGAUCAUACUCUAGGGAAUAGUUCAGGUUUCUACAUCGUCACUCCUCUGAGUCCUGGCCAAUGGCAGAAGAGCUUCAGGAUCCAGAGCCUCCCUCUUACUCUGCCCACACAGCCCAUGUGCCUGAGCUUCUGGUAUCAUAUGUUUGGUGAGGACGUCCACCGUCUCAGAGUCUUCCUCAGUCCACUUUCAUCACAGCCAUAUGCUGAUGUCAUCGUGCUGUUCCAGAAAGAUGGUAACUAUGGCAACACCUGGAACUACGGCCAGGUGACCCUAAACCUAACGUCGGAGGCCAUGGUGGAGUUUGAAGCUCUGAAGAAGGGAGGCACGUGGAACGACAUAGCUCUGGAUGACAUCACACUGAGCUCUGAUCCCUGUGGCAAUGCCCCCCCAGAGCCAACCAACGUCCCACCUCCAACCACUAUGCCACCCAUACCAGCUGACUGUGGAGGACCUUUGGACCUCUGGGAGCCAAAUUCUACCUUUAGCUCUCCAAACUACCCACAUUCCUAUGGAAAUAUGGCAAAGUGUCUGUGGACUCUACAUGCUCUACAGGGUCAGAACAUUCAGCUCCACUUCCUGGACUUUGAUGUGGAGGCAACCUAUGACAUGGUGGAGGUGCGAGAUGGGGCGGAGCUAAACUCCACCUUAAUGGCUGUCCUCACUGGCAGCACAGGACCCGCCCAUGACUUGUUCUCGACAUCCAAUCAGGUGACAGUAUGGUUCUUUACGGACAGCGGGGGCUAUGGUCGAGGAUUCAGAGCCAACUUCACCAGUGGGGUGGACCUGGGGUCUCCAGCUCCAUGUGCAGCUGCUCAGUUCCAAUGUCAGAUGGGAGCUUGCAUCCAUGGUAACGGUCAAUGUGACGGCGUGGUCAACUGUCCUGAUGGUUCUGAUGAAGCUGACUGUGUUAUUUUGCAGGUAAACAGGUCCAGUCGCCUCCAGUUUCAGGUCGUCUCCACUCUGCACACCGUGUGUUCUGACAACUGGAACCGUCAGCUGUCUGACUUUACCUGUCAGUACCUAGGACACAGGUCUGGAGAAGCGUCUCUGCUACCAGUUCUGCCUCAGGACUCACCAUUUGUAACCAUCACAGUCACCAGUAAUGGAACAAUGAAUACAAGUGUGAGUGAAACCUGCAGCAAUGGGGAGGUUAUUUCUCUGAACUGCACCAACAAACCCUGUGGACUGCGUCUGGUCAGCAAUGUGACAAGAGAUUUGGACCAAUCAGAGGACAGUGAACAUGUAGAUGGUGAGGGAAGAGUUGUGGGCGGAGGCAAUGCGGUGAGGGGGGCAUGGCCUUGGAUGGUGUCUUUAUUUUGGAGGGGACGCCAUGUCUGUGGUGCCUCGUUGAUCGGCAGUGAUUGGCUGCUGACAGCUGCGCACUGUGUCUAUGGGAAGAACGUCCACCUGAACUACUGGUCAGCUGUCCUCGGCCUUCACGUUCAGUCCAACACAAACUCUGAGGAUGUUCAGACCAGACGAGUCGAUCAGAUCGUCAUCCACAGAGAAUACAACAGACUAUCCAAACAUGGCGACAUCGCUAUGAUGCAUCUGCAGCAGCCAAUCAACUUCACCCAGUGGGUGCAACCGGUGUGUUUACCUGCCCAAGGCCAGAGUUUCACUGCAGGAAGGAAAUGUUUCAUUGCAGGCUGGGGACGAGAAGCAGAAGGAGGUUCUCUUCCUGAUGUUCUCCAGGAGGCUCAGCUUCCUCUGCUUGACCAGGAUCAGUGUCAGCACCUCCUACCCGAGUACACCAUCACCUCUGGCAUGCUGUGUGCAGGAUACCCUGAGGGUGGAGUCGAUAGCUGUCAAGGAGACUCUGGAGGUCCUCUGAUGUGUGAGGAGGACAGACGCUGGACAUUGAUUGGAGUGACCUCGUUCGGGGUGGGCUGUGGACGUCCUCAAAAACCUGGAGGCUACGCCCGAGUCUCAGCCUUCGUCUCCUGGAUUGCUCAGACCAGACGUUCCUUCUCCUCCUCUUCAUAUCCUUAAGAACUCAGAUCAACUUAAUAACUGGACCUGGAACUCUCUGCUGAUGGAUGAGAUGUUGAUCACAGCUAUAAACGUUUGUUGAUUCUACUAAACCUGAAAAAUGUAAUUUUUAAGAAAUAAAAUGUGUAAAUCCUGGAA
Molecule: messenger RNA, 3489 nt
Organism: Girardinichthys multiradiatus
Lineage: Eukaryota; Metazoa; Chordata; Actinopteri; Cyprinodontiformes; Goodeidae
Gene: tmprss15
Product: transmembrane serine protease 15
Exons: 28
Coding region: 259-3351 (1030 amino acids)
Biological process (GO): proteolysis
Cellular component (GO): membrane
Molecular function (GO): protein binding; serine-type endopeptidase activity
Source: RefSeq, a predicted model, not a curated record